AUGCAGGUGCUGGCGGUUCUGCUGUGUCUCAGUCUCCCACCCUCGGCUGCUUUCUAUCUCCACGCAGGGGAACGAGAGCAGAAAUGCCUCAUAGAAGACGUUCCAGGAGACACGUGGGUAUCAGGGACUUUCAAGAUCCAGCAGUGGGACACAGGCAAACUUGACUUCCGAGAACCAGGCCCUGGUCUGGGGAUGUUCGUGACUGUCACAACAUACAAUGAUGAGGUAUUACUAUCAAAAUUAUUUGGUCCAGAAGGAACAUUCUAUUUUACUUCAUAUUCACCUGGUGAACACAUCAUUUGCUUAGAAUCUAAUUCGACAAGGUUCGUGUCCGUUGGAGAGAGAAGGCUGCGCAUCCACUUGGAUAUUCGAGUUGGAGAACAUGACCUUGAUGCUGCAAUUGCUCAGGCAAAGGACAAAGUUAAUGAAGUUACCUUCAAGCUUGAACAUCUAAUGGAACAAAUUGAGCAAAUACUCAAAGAACAGAACUAUCAAAGGGACCGUGAAGAAAUUUUUCGAAUGACCAGUGAAGAUACAAACAGCAAUGUUUUAUGGUGGGCUUUUGCACAAACGUUGAUCUUCAUCUCAGUUGGAGUUUUCCAAAUGAAGUAUCUUAAAGACUUUUUUAUAGCUAAGAAGCUUGUUUAAAACAUUACAGGUAGAGGCAAAUAAUCUGCACAAUGUUUGAAUGAAUAAACCAAAUACAUGCA
Urocitellus parryii (Arctic ground squirrel) is the source of this 710-nucleotide messenger RNA. Its product is annotated as transmembrane emp24 domain-containing protein 11-like. The record is from RefSeq and is a predicted model, not a curated record. Lineage: Eukaryota; Metazoa; Chordata; Mammalia; Rodentia; Sciuridae.